GCGGCUGCCAGAGCCGGCCAGUGUGCGACGCAUUGCCGACCAUGGCGGCCGCCUCAGCCACGUCCACGCCGGCCGGCGCGGCCGCGCACCAGCCGCCCUUCACCGAGGAGCAGCUCAUCGCGCAGGUGUACCAGCACAACAUCCUCUACGACAAGACGUCGUUCCACUACAAGGACCCGCGGAUGCGCAUGGAGGCGUGGGAGGAGAUCGGGCGCGCUCUCAAAGUGCCAGGUUCGGAGUGCCUCAAAGCGUGGCGCAAGCUACGAAACUGCUACAUGAACGCCAUCAAGCGGCGGAGGUUCAGCAGCAAGGCCACACACGCCAACAAGAAGUACACCAAGUGGAAGUUCGAGGACGAGAUGUCCUUCCUGCUGCCCUACAUGCUCAGUGGCAGGGCGAUGUCUCACGAGCACAGCAACGAGGAAGAGGAGGAGGACAACGAGGACGGCGACCCGAGCGGCGAGCUGGUGGAGGCGGAGACGGCGCCGACGCUCAAGGCGGAGGAGCCGGCCCCGUCACCCGGCCAGCUGCACGCCCCCGCUUACGGCGCGGGCCGGCGCGCGGAGUUCACCGGCGCCCAGGAGUUCGUCAGCGUCGUCAUGGCCAACGGCCGCGCCGGCAGCCAUUCCUACGACGACGACGACGAGCCGGACCGCGACGAAGACGACGACGAGAGCCCGCGGGCGCGCAGACGCCCCCGCAAGCGGCCCAGGGCGCGCAGCCCCUGCCCCGCGCCCUCUGCCGCCUCUGGCCCGGAGGCCAUGGACGACACCGAGAUGUUCUUCCUGAGCAUGGCCAAGACCGUCAAGAAGCUGCCGCGCGUCGAGCGCGUACGCAUCCGCAUGGACCUCUGCCGCAUGGUCUCCGAGGCCGAGCUGCGCAACCUCACCAACGGCUACCGCCGCAAGUGACCGUGUACUUCAGUGAUAUAAACUUAUGCUUUCCUCGUUUUAAUCAUUCCUUCCAUCAGCUGUUAGUGUGAAGCCCGAGUAUUUAUGAAGUAUUCACACUGUGAUCUUCCUACAAACGCAUAUUGCAUUUUUUGUAUAAUCCACUCCUUACAAUUCUCAACAAUUCUGUAAAUUUAACUUCUGUUUUCUUCAUUCUAGACAACAAUAACUUUUUCUUCGGCGAACAGUCCUCUCUCUCUCUCUCUCUCUCUCUCUCUCUCUCACGUGUGUGUGUG
Molecule: messenger RNA, 1186 nt
Organism: Schistocerca americana (American grasshopper)
Lineage: Eukaryota; Metazoa; Arthropoda; Insecta; Orthoptera; Acrididae
Exons: 3
Coding region: 42-911 (289 amino acids)
Biological process (GO): regulation of transcription by RNA polymerase II
Cellular component (GO): nucleus; transcription regulator complex
Molecular function (GO): DNA binding
Source: RefSeq, a predicted model, not a curated record